UGGGUUCCUGCCAGCUCCGGUAGAAGCCGCUGGCUGCGCUCGCUCGUCCCUGGGUAGCUCUCCACCGCAUGCCGCCGCCUCCUCGUGCUACAACGCUACAACACACGCUGUCGGCGCAGCGAGCAGACGAGCGCAACUUGCGACGCGACGAGCCAUGGCUGAUAGUGGUGGGCCCGUAAUCGUCGUCGGUGCCGGAAUAAGCGGCUUGGCAGCGGCUCGGCAACUUCGCAAGGAAGGCGUCGAUGUGGUCGUGCUUGAGGCCAGGGAUCGCGUCGGUGGACGAACGUACACAGUGCAGGGCGAUCACUAUGGCUACCUAGACAUCGGCGGAGCGUAUAUCGGCGCCACCCAGCGUCACCUGUUACGCGUACUCAAGGAGUUGGGCCUGGAGAGGCAGCUUUACUGCGUGUACUACGAGGACUGGUCCAUUUUCACAAUCUUGGGCCGACGUUACGUGACCACCGGCGGAGAUUUUCCUUCCUUUUGGAACCCAAUUGUGAACAUGGAUGUGAACAACUUCUUUCGCAGUCUGGAUAAGAUGGGAGAAGAGAUUCCCGUCGACGCACCUUGGGACGCACCGCACGCCGAGGAAUGGGACAGGAUGUCAUUCCAAGACUUCGUCGAUCGUACCUGCUGGACAAGUGUGGCCAAAGCGAUGGCGAAGUUCUUUAUCGCCAUCAAUGUAACGUCGGAGUCGUACGAGGGGUCCCUUCUAUGGAUGCUGUGGUACGUCAAGCAGUGUGGGGGCGUCAAGAGGAUAAUCUCCAUCAAGAAUGGAGGACAGGAAAGAAAAAUGAAGGGUGGCAUGAUGCAGAUUAGCCUCAAGAUGGCGGAGUCUUUGGGAGACCGGGUGAAACUAAAUUCUCCAGUGGUCAGCAUAACGCAAAGUAACACGUCCGUCGUCGUCAAAACCCUGGACGGUAAAGAAUACAAGGGCAGUCACGUGAUCAUGGCCAUGGCUCCUCCUAUGCAAAUGCGCGUCCACUACUCGCCACCGCUGCCUCCGAUGCGCAACCAGCUGCUACAGCGAAUGCCCAUGGGAUCCGUGUGGAAGUGCCUCGUUUAUUACAAGGAGCCCUUCUGGAGAAAGAUCGGUUACUCCGGCUCCAUGUUGUUCACAUUGUCCGAAGACUGCCCCGUCGUGUACACAAUCGAUGACACAAAGCCGGACGGACAGUACCCAGCCAUCAUUGGGUUUCUGCCUGCCGGAAAGGCGAGGAGUCUGGUGAAUCUUUUGCCCGAGGAGCGGAAAGAUAUGAUCAUCAAGGCAUACGCGGCCGCCAUGAAGACUGAAGAGGCACUGCACCCCAUCCACUACGAGGAGUACAACUGGGCAGGAGAGCAGUACGCGGGAGGCUGCUACACUUGCAUGAUGCCGCCUGGAUUUCUCACCACUUUCAAGAAUCUGAUCCGGGAGCCCAUCGGACGGCUUCACUUCGCCGGCACCGAGACGGCGAGCCAGUGGUCGGGCUACAUCAACGGUGCCGUCCAGGCGGGCGAGAGGGCCGCCAAGGAGGUUCUUCACGCACAGGGCUUGAUCGGCGAGGAGCGCAUCUGGGAGCCCGAACCACCCGCCGACGACGUGAUUCCCGAGAUCCCGUUCACGGACACGUUCAUGGAGAAGCACUUGCCUUCCGUCGGCGACUUCCUGUCGCUCGUUUGCUUCCUGGUUCUGCCAAUAGGAACCGCUGUCGGCUGGGCGCUGCUCGGUCACCGCCUGCCGUACUUUGCGCAUUGACACUGUCUGCUGCCAAAUAAUGUGUUCAUCGCAUCCCUCCAUUUGUUCAAGAAGGCUCGAAGAAUAGUGACCGUCUUCUUGGCAGGCAGUUAACAAAAGCUCGAGCAACAAUGUAUUCAAUCAGCGGGAAAUUUUCAUUCAUUACAGGGACAAUCUGUGGGCGCAGGUCAGUGCGCACCGCCAUAAAUGUUUGAAUUACAUGCGUUUGUCUUGUUUCGCUUGUGUAAAGAAAUACCGACGCAAGCGCUGGCUAACAGUUGUGCUUAAUGGUGAAAAAGACACCUCUUUUAAAUGCCGAUGUCAAGCAUGGGAAAGGCAGGAGAAGGACGUGAAAAGAGCGGUUUAUACCAAGCCAACAAGGUAGAACGCAAGAACAGCCAUCGAAAGGUGCAGCACUACAAAUCGUGAUCUUUAGUCUAGCUUUCCGUACACGGAAACGCGAUAGCCGCAUCCAGAAGAUAAACGUAUGCUUCAAACAAAGAAAGAGAAUGCGUGCUGAAGCGAUUGUCACCUAACUUCUUAAAAUGGUAGGCUUCAUAUAAGCCGACGUGCUUAGAAGCCUGCCGCAUAUUUACAACUGCACGGAGGGGAUACAGCCAGCAUUCGUUAAAAAGAGUUUUCAAGGCGGUGCUCACUGUUUUGCGUGCUCAUGUAGCCAGUUGUGUUUACGUGAAAACCCCGCUGCGUCCAACCUCUCUCGGCGCUCUCAGAAAACGAAACUUCGCUGGGCGCCAUAAAAUCGUCUCCAAAUAAUUCAACAUCGCGCGCUCGAACGAACUAGGUCUCCUGCAGCGAUAAGUGGAUUGUUAGCUGCUUGUUUCGACAGAAAAACAAUGUUGCAAGAGAAAAACAAAAUGUAAAAUUUUUCUUGAUGCUGUG
Rhipicephalus sanguineus (brown dog tick) is the source of this 2617-nucleotide messenger RNA. RefSeq names its product amine oxidase [flavin-containing] B. The transcript has 14 exons. The record is from RefSeq and is a predicted model, not a curated record. The coding region runs from base 155 to 1738 and encodes 527 amino acids. Gene Ontology annotation, molecular function: oxidoreductase activity. NCBI's taxonomy places the organism in Eukaryota, Metazoa, Arthropoda, Arachnida, Ixodida, Ixodidae.